Lachancea sp. 'fantastica' is the source of this 213-nucleotide messenger RNA. NCBI's taxonomy places the organism in Eukaryota, Fungi, Ascomycota, Saccharomycetes, Saccharomycetales, Saccharomycetaceae. The record is from the annotation of a GenBank genome assembly.
AUGGCCAAACAGAAAUCCAAGAACUCUGUGAUAAAGCUGGUAUCCACUGCCGCCACCGGGUUCGCCCGCCAGAUCACAAUAUCCAGAGGUGCACCUUUGGUAACGCAGGUGAGAUACGAUCCAGUUGCCAAACGGCAUGUUCUUUUCAAGGAGUCCAAGAAGAGAAAGGUUGCCGAACGCAAACCAUUAGAUUUCUUGAGAACAAGUCGAUGA